This is a messenger RNA of Solanum pennellii, 2613 nucleotides long. Its product is annotated as putative serine/threonine-protein kinase-like protein CCR3. The transcript has a single exon. The coding region runs from base 111 to 2462 and encodes 783 amino acids. The record is from RefSeq and is a predicted model, not a curated record. Gene Ontology annotation, molecular function: protein serine/threonine kinase activity; ATP binding. NCBI's taxonomy places the organism in Eukaryota, Viridiplantae, Streptophyta, Magnoliopsida, Solanales, Solanaceae. Gene Ontology annotation, biological process: protein phosphorylation.
UCUCUUUUAGCUCUCUCUUCACUGUUUUUUAGCUUUUAGCCCUUUUUCCUCAAUUUUUUUUCUCUCUCUCUACACACACAGAUGACGGAGGAAUUGUCAAAUAUACUUAGAUGACGACGCCCUCAGCCGCCGUCGCCGCCCUCGUUUUCACCCUAGUAAAUCUCUUCAUUUAUGUUCAAGCCUUAGGUGGCUCCGCCACCACUCUUGCUGUCGUCUAUGGAAGUUCCGCUACUAUCUGCGGCAUAAUUGCUAACCAACCAAUACAAACAAUCCAAUGUUGGAAAGACAACCAAUCUAUUCCUACACCAAUUUCACCUAACGUCUCCUUCGACUUCAUCGCCGGCGGCUUCGACGGCUUCACCGCCGUUCGCUCCGGUGGAUUUUCACUCCUUUUCUGGAACACGAGUUUCGUCCCCAAACGACUGUAUUUCAGCAACUCAAACGUGUUAACAGCCGUUACAAUGGGUGGUGACAAAAUUUGCGGCAUAAUGAAGAGUACAAAAAAUGUUACCUGCUGGAGAGGCGAUUUGAGUGAACCGUCAAAUGGGUCAUCACAAUUUUUAUCAAUCUCAUCUGGGUCUGAAUUUUCUUGCGGAGUUUUGGAAAGUUCAAACAGGGUUGUCUGUUGGGGAAAUAGUGAUAUCGCUUCAACUAUCCAAUCUGAGUUCCGUAAUGAAAGGAUGAUGAAUAUCUAUGCCGGCGGAAGACACGCUUGUGGGAUGAACGCUACCGGAUAUUUAAUUUGCAGAGGUGAUAAUAAAAACGGUCAGCUUGAUGUUCCUUCUAAUUUGUCUUACGAGUAUUUUGGAUUUGCUUUGGGGAUUAAUCAUACUUGUGGAAUUCGUAGGGUGAAUCGCACGGUAGUUUGUUGGGGCGGAAAUGGUACAUUUUCAAGUAAUGUAACAGAAGGAUAUUUUUUUGAAUCAGUUUCAGCUGGGUUAGAUUUUACGUGUGGAUUAACCACAAGCAAUUUUUCAGUGGUGUGUUGGGGGCCAGGUUGGACUAGUAAAAUGGUUCCUCAAGGGUUUGCCCUUCCUUUACCCAUGAUUCUUCCAGGUCCAUGUGUACAAAGUAAUUGUAGUUGUGGUAUAUAUCCGCAGUCACAAAAUCUCUGUUUUGGCAAUGGUAAUAUUUGUAGGCCUUGUGAUUUCUCAAUUUUAACACCACCUACUUCACUACUACCGCCGCCACCAUUGCCACCUUCUUCUUCGCCUUCUAAAAGGCUAAGUAGAGGUUUAUUAGCUUUUGCAAUUGUUGGAUCAGUGGGUACUUUGGCAGGGAUUUGCAGUAUAAUUUAUUUUCUGUGGGCUGGUGGUUGUUUUGGAAAGAAGAAAGUACAUAAUUCAGUUCAACCUACUAUUACUGCUACUUCUAAUGGUGGGCAAUUAUCAAGUAGUGGUCCUAUUUCAAGAUCAUCAACUCUUAGGCGUCAAGGGUCGCGGUUGAUGAGGCGUCAAAGGAGUGGAACUUCUUCUAAACACGCAGACAGGGCAGAGGAAUUUCUGUUUACAGACCUUGCUGCAGCUACUAACAAUUUUUCUCUAGAAAACAAGAUUGGUGCUGGUAGUUUUGGGGUGGUUUACAAGGGCAAACUACCGGAUGGUCGUGAGGUAGCCAUCAAACGUGGAGAAACGGGUACAAGAACAAAGAAAUUUCAGGAGAAAGAAAGUGCAUUUGACUCAGAAUUAGCUUUCUUGUCUCGGCUACAUCACAAACAUUUAGUUAGACUUGUUGGUUAUUGCGAAGAAAGGGAUGAAAGGCUUUUGGUUUACGAGUACAUGAAGAAUGGAGCACUUUUUGAUCAUUUACAUGAUAAGAACAAUGUGGAGAAGAGUAGUAGUAUAGUGAAUUCUUGGAAAAUGAGGAUCAAGAUUGCUUUAGACGCUGCCCGAGGCAUUGAAUACCUUCACAACUAUGCAGUUCCCCCUAUAAUUCACAGGGACAUUAAGUCAUCCAACAUCUUGAUUGAUGGAAACUGGAUUGCAAGAGUGUCUGAUUUUGGAUUAUCGUUAAUGGGCGAUUACAGCAGCAGGCCAAUGAAGGCUGCUGGUACAGUUGGGUACAUUGAUCCGGAAUACUAUGGUCUAAAUGUGUUGACAGCAAAGAGCGAUGUGUAUGGACUUGGAGUGGUAUUAUUAGAACUUUUGACAGGAAAGAGAGCGAUAUUCAAGAGCGAAGAGAACGGAGGUGCACCAAUGAGUGUAGUGGACUAUGGAGUAGCAGGAAUUAUGGCUGGAGAAUUGAACAAGAUUUUGGAUAAGAGAGUAGGGACAGCAGAGGCAAGUGAAGAGGUAGAAGCAGUGGAAUUGGUGGCUUAUACUGCAAUGCAUUGUGUACAUUUGGAAGGCAAAGACAGACCCACCAUUUCUGAUAUUGUUUCUAAUUUAGAGAGAGCUUUGGCUGCAUUUGAUGAUAGCCAUGGCAGCAUCUCUAGUGGUCCAAUUUCCUUUGUUUCUGAUUGAUUCAUAAUUCCACUCUCUCAUUCUUUGUUUAUCUUUUGUUACUAGUGUAAAAGACUAGGAUUUUUUUUCAUUCUAACAUCAUGUUUAAAAAAAAUCUGUAAAUUGCCAAUUGCUGAAAAAGUUGUUCAAGAAAGAUUGCUACUGUUGCUAA